Molecule: messenger RNA, 1155 nt
Organism: Nanorana parkeri
Lineage: Eukaryota; Metazoa; Chordata; Amphibia; Anura; Dicroglossidae
Gene: HSH2D
Product: hematopoietic SH2 domain containing
Exons: 6
Coding region: 102-1109 (335 amino acids)
Cellular component (GO): cytoplasm
Source: RefSeq, a predicted model, not a curated record
CAAGAAUAGAAACCAGCUCAUUCACCUGAGAGACACCUGGCAGGAUCUUACCGCACACAUCUUACAAGUUGCUGACUUGUCCCUAGAAUCUUCAGGAGGACAUGGAACAGAAUAGACCAUCUGUAAAAUGGUUUAUUGAAACACAGUCACACUGGUUUAUACAAAAUGGAAUCCCUGAAUGGUUUCAUGGCGUGAUCACAAGGAAAGAAGCAGAGAAUUUGCUACAGGAUAAGACACCAGGAUGUUUUCUCAUCAGAGUUAGCGAAAGCCGGAUUGGAUAUAGCUUGUCCUACAGGAUACUGGAUCGCUACAGACAUUUUAUGAUUGAUAUUUUAAAGGAUCAGCAGUGUAUUAUUGCAGGUGAUACAAGAAUCCACUUGACGUUGGAUGACCUAGUAAAAUUUCAUAAACAAUUUCCUUUGCAUUCAUAUAAUGAAAUUUUAACUCUUCCGUGUGGUCAGAAAUCAGAUGCAUCUAAAGACUAUGAAGAAUUAUUCGAGGAUAGGAAAACAUUUGCAACACCUUUGCCGAUGCCAUCAAAGGCUUCCGUUGGUGCUUUAGCUGCCUCUGGUGCAACAUUGCAGCCAGCCUGCCCCCCCAUACCACGCAGAAGAUGUCAAACUCCUAAACCUAGUUCUGAAACCCUGAGUACUCCGUGUAUCCUACCUCCAAAUCAGCCAGUAAACAGACUUUACCCAACACUACCAACACAACUCCCAAUGUCAAACAAUAGUCAUUUUGUGUUAUCAAAUACACAUCCAGCUAUGACAAAGUCAAAUUCUUUAGAUUCACCAUUUCCCCCUGAAGCUCUUGACACAAAUUCUCAAAUUAAACAAGAAGAGAUGCAAGGGCAUACGUCAGCGAAACCAUUGAAAGCUUAUCGGAAUGCAGUGACAAAAUCUGUAUCUUUAAUGACGGAGGGGAAAAUAGCUCAAGAUUUCAAGAAAAUGGAAACUGCUAUGGCGACACACUUGAGAAGUGUGAAGGAAAAUUUUGAGCGCUUUGGACAAACAGGACAAAGAGAUGGAAGCCCAAAACUUAAAGUUAAACACACAACAAUACCAGAGGAGUACAAGGCACCUCCCCCAUUUGCGCCAGGCUUUCCUUAAAUGGAACUUGCUGAGCUGAAAAACUGACAAGGCAACAUUGAUGUAC